GAACCCACGGCAAAAAUGGCGGCGGCCAGGUGUUGGGGGCUCCUGCCUCGCAUUCGGGGGCUCUCACUGCACACCGCGGCCAAGGUGGACGUCGUGGCUCCAGAGACGUCUGGCCCAGAUGUCGCGUCGGCUCCCGUUGCGCGCUACCCGCCGAUUGUGGCCUCCCUGACUGCCAAAAGCAAGGCGGCGCGGCAGCGGCGGAUAGAGCGAUGGCAGGCGGCGGUGCACGCGGCCGAGUCGGUGGAUCAGAAAUUGCGAAUCCUGACGAAGAUGCAGUUCAUGAAGUACGUGGUUUACCCGCAGACCUUCGCCCGGAACGCCGACCGCUGGUACCAGGGUUUCACCAAGACCGUGUUCCUGUCGGGCCUGCCGUCGCCUCUGGUGGAGCCCGCGCCUGCGUUGGAACUGGCCUCCCUGCGCGCGGCCGCCUGUGACUGUCUCCUGCAGGAGCACUUCUACCUGCGGCGCAAGCGGCGCGCGCCCCUCUACCAGGACCGCGAGGCUAUCGCUUCGCCCUUUCUGGACCAGCUGGUGGCCGCCCUGGUGGGCCUGCUCAGCCCGCACAACCCAGCCUUGGCAGCCGCGGCCAUCGAUUGUAAGCGCCCAGUUCACUUUUACUGGAUGCGUGGUGAAGAAAUUAUUCCAAGUGGUCAUCGGAAAGGUCGAGUUGAUGCUUUGCGAUACCAGAUAGAUGAUAAACCACACAACCAGAUUCGAAUAUCCAAGCAGCUUACGGAGUUUGUACCACUGGAUUAUUCUGUUCCUAUAGAAAUCCCUGUUAUGAAUUGUAAGCCAGACAAACUUCCGUUAUUCAAACGGCAAUACGAGAACACCAUAUUUAUUGGCUCAAAAACAGCAGAUCCAUACUGUUAUGGUCACACCCAGUUUCAUUUGUUACCUGACAAGUUAAAAAGGGAAAGGCUUUUGAAACAGAACUGUGCCGAUCAGAUAGAAGUUGUUUUUCGAGCUAAUGCUAUUGCAAGCCUUUUCGCUUGGACUGGAGCACAAGCUAUGUAUCAAGGAUUCUGGAGUGAAGCAGAUGUUACCCGGCCUUUUGUCUCCCAGGGCGUGAUCACAGAUGGAAAAUACUUUUCCUUUUUCUGUUACCAGUUAAAUACUUUGGCAUUGACUGCACAAGCUGAUCAGAAUAACCCUCGUAAAAAUAUAUGUUGGGGGACACACAGUAAGCCUCUUUAUGAAACAAUCGAAGAUAAUGAGGUAAAAGGUUUUAAUGAUGAUGUUCUACUUCAGUUAGUUCAUUUUCUACUGAGUAGACCAAAAGAGAACAACAAAUCACAACUGUUGGAAAGCUAACAGAACAUUUUGUUCAGGACUUUGGGGUUACUUAAAUUUCACUAAAGUAACAAUAAAAGGAAUUUUAAUAAUGAGACUUGUAAUGGUUAGAUAUUAACUGCAUUAAUUUUUUUCCUUUUUUUAUUGUGGUAGAUUUUACAUAUGUAACAAAGCAUUUGACAUCUCAACAUUCUUUACAUGUACAAUUUAGUGACAUUAAUUGUAUUCAUCAUGUUGUACAACCAUCACCAUUAUCCUCUUCCAUUUUUUUCCAUCACUUUUAACAUAAGCAUUGAUUCCCUUUUUCCUUUAUUUUUCCCAGCUGCCUCUGGUAAACGCUAAUAACCUUAGGUCUGUAUACAUUUGCCUGUUCUAGAUAUUUCAUGUAAGUGCAACAACUAUUUUAUACAUUAAUAUAUGAUUGAACUUCUCAUUCUGCUCAAAAUAUGUCACUAAAAGAUUUAUUUUUACACAUAGUAUGUUGUUUAAAAAUAACUUUAUUUAUGCGUGGCCAGUUGAUGAGACUAAUUGAGGUAUUUUCAAUACCUUGGCAUUAAUAGAGUUGGAUUUUAAAAGUAAUGUAAGGACAAUACUUUAGAUGUUGAUCUUUUGUUGUUAAUAACGCAGUAUAGAGUUUCAGAGUCCUACCCAAACCCCUUCAAAACAUGAACGAUACUUUGCCCAUAAAGCAGACUGAGGCCCAGGGGCAUUAAGUGACACGUUGAAGAUCCCACAGAUGAUUAAUAGUAAAAGCAAAAAAACUCGUUGUUGUCAAGUCAAUUCCGAUUCAUAGCAGCCCUUUUGGACAGAGUAGAACUGCCCCAUAUGGUUUCCAAGGCUAUAAUCUUUACGGAAGCAGACUGCCACAUCUUUCUGCCACUGAGCGGCCGGUGGGUUCGAACCACCGACCUUUUGAUUAGCAGCUGAGCACUUAACGACUGUGUCACCCCAGGGCUCCUUGAUUAAUAAUAGAACUGGUAAAUUAUAUUCAGCUUAGCUUCUUAGCACCUUUUAGAAGUAAUGUUAACAUAUUUCAAUCAGUGUCAUUUGCUGUACCCCAAAGAUUAGAAAACUAGCUUUAAUAUAUUUGAAAAUCAGUUGUCAGUAAAAUUGUUAAUCUUGUUGAGAAUUAAGGUUCAUUCAAAUAAUUUUUAGUGGGGACAAAGAAUUGCUUUUCUAAGAUCAUCCUUGCACAUUUUAUAUAACCUAUUGUGAAUAUAUAAAAUAUCCUAUUUACUUUAGUCAUAUGACUAAUUGCUCUAUUUACUUUUCUUUUUCCUUAAUAAGGAAGGCAAAGGCCAUAGUUAUAUUGAUAGAUGCUUCAGGCUAGAAGCCUAGGGAUUAUUUAUGACACAUGAUUGCUAAACUGAAGGACUAUCAAUUAAAAGAAGUAAUGCAUACUUUACAAGGCAUUAUGUAAGUGUUUCAUCUCUAGCUCUCUCAAUUUACCCAGAAUGCCAUGUAAUUUACCUAGAAUGCCAUGUAAUUUUACGCCACCAUUCUUUUAUUUAAACAGUGUCCUAAACUUGGAAUUCUGUUCUUUUUUUUUUAACUGUUAGUCCUGUCCCAACCUGGGUACUGCUAUUCCAUUCAUCCUUUAUGGGAAAAUGCAGAUGUAUAGAGAGCACCUGUACUAAACUCCAAGUAAAAUGAGAUCUCUUAAUCUUAUCUCUUGCUUUCUAACUCAGUGAAUUUGAGUUGUCCUCAAUUUCCUGCUUCUGUAAAACAAUAAUCUCAACAAAUUGUAAGGUUAAAUGAGCACGUGAAAGUGCUCUUAAAAUACUAAUUAAAAUAAUGUUGGGAUUCAGUUGAAAUGUCAUUUCUUUCCUAAGCUUUCCCUGAUUAUAUUUAUUUCCUAUUUAAUUGUCAAACGGUCAGCAGUUUGAAUCCACCAGCUCCUUGGAUACCCUACUGGGCAGUUCUACUCUGUCCUAUAGUUUUGCUACGAGUCGGAAUCGACUUGACGGUAAUGGGUUUGUUUUUUUUUAAAAAAUUCUUAUUUUAUCGUAUUACUUGUUUCAUUCCCUUGUAACAGUUUUUCUUAUUUUCAAAUGUUGAGGAAAACACACCUCACACAUAUAUCCAUAUAUAUUGGGAUGUCAUAUAGCACUUAUAUGCUAGGACCUGAUAUAAGUAUUUUACACAUAUUAGCUAAUUUAAUCUUCAUGACCGUUCCAUAAAUUAGGUACUGUUAUUUCCAUUUUGCAGAUGAGGAAAUGGCACAGACAGCCCAAUAACAUGUUGAAGGUCAAACAGGUUAGAAAGUAGCAGGGUUGGAAUUUUAACCCAGGUCUGACUCCAGAGUCAACUUUUACUUUUCCAAUAAUGCAGUAUAUAGAUUGUGGUCAGUGCUACAGUACAACACUGGUACGAGUUUAGAUAAAAGGUAGGUUAAUUCUGACCAACCAAUAUAAAACCUGUAUCUUAGGGCAAGUGGCAUUUGAACUGGUUCUUUUUUUAAUUUCUUUUUUAAUAAUAUUUUAUUGUGUUUUUCGUGAAAGUCUACCCAGCAAGUUAGGUUCCCAUUGGACAAUUUCUAUACAGAUUGAUCAGUGACAUUAGUUACA
Molecule: messenger RNA, 3860 nt
Organism: Trichechus manatus latirostris (Florida manatee)
Lineage: Eukaryota; Metazoa; Chordata; Mammalia; Sirenia; Trichechidae
Gene: MRPS30
Product: mitochondrial ribosomal protein S30
Exons: 5
Coding region: 16-1314 (432 amino acids)
Biological process (GO): translation
Cellular component (GO): mitochondrial large ribosomal subunit; mitochondrion; ribosome
Molecular function (GO): structural constituent of ribosome
Source: RefSeq, a predicted model, not a curated record